Messenger RNA from Mustela lutreola (European mink), 3547 nucleotides. RefSeq names its product solute carrier family 5 member 7 (gene SLC5A7). Gene Ontology annotation, molecular function: choline:sodium symporter activity. Lineage: Eukaryota; Metazoa; Chordata; Mammalia; Carnivora; Mustelidae. Gene Ontology annotation, biological process: transmembrane transport; choline transport; acetylcholine biosynthetic process. Bases 559 to 2298 code for a protein of 579 amino acids. Gene Ontology annotation, cellular component: perikaryon; axon; plasma membrane. The transcript is spliced from 9 exons. The record is from RefSeq and is a predicted model, not a curated record.
GGCCGCACCGCCUGGGCGCGGGAUACCUGGGCGGCGCUAGCCGUGAGACCAGGCUCUGCCCCAGUCCCUCGGCCACCGUCCCUCCGCACCCCCACAGCCACCUAGCGCGCGAGGGCACUGUCCCGCAGCACCCGCCCCAGCAUCACUUUGCUCUGACGUCCGCCUUCCCAUCUCUGACGAUCACCCCCGCCGGUCGCCCUUAUAAAGGGGACUUUUGCCAAUACUGGGAUCGAUCACCACCUCGCCCGCGUCCAGCGCCCUCCACCCCAGCUCACACACCUGUCAACUCUGCGCCCGCCCAGGUUCUGGGAGACCAGGGGCUGGAACCCCGCUGCUUGGCCCUACUCCUCGCCCCUCCGCACCCCUGACCUCCGCCCCCGCGGUGCCUGGGCGGCGGCCCCGGGACAAGCCUCAGACCGCGGAGCGCCCAACCCCGCGGUGCCUGGGCGGCGGCCCCGAGACGAGCCCCAGACGGCGGAGCGCUUCCCGGCGCGGCAGCCACUCCAGAAAUCUUAAUGAAGUAGCUAGCUGUGGAAGAAUCUGGACCCCUAACUAAAAAUGACUUUCCAUGUGGAAGGACUGGUAGCUAUCAUCGUGUUCUACCUUCUAAUAUUGCUGGUUGGAAUAUGGGCAGCCUGGAGAACCAAAAACAGUGGCAGCUCAGAAGAGCGCAGCGAGGCCAUCAUAGUUGGUGGCCGAGACAUUGGUCUGCUGGUGGGUGGAUUUACCAUGACAGCCACCUGGGUCGGAGGAGGUUACAUCAACGGGACAGCUGAAGCAGUCUAUGUACCAGAUUAUGGUCUGGCUUGGGCUCAGGCACCAAUUGGAUAUUCUCUUAGUCUGAUUUUAGGUGGUUUGUUCUUUGCAAAGCCUAUGCGUUCCAAGGGAUAUGUGACCAUGUUAGACCCAUUUCAGCAAAUCUAUGGAAAACGCAUGGGUGGGCUCCUAUUUAUUCCUGCGCUAAUGGGAGAAAUGUUUUGGGCUGCUGCCAUUUUCUCUGCCUUAGGAGCCACCAUCAGCGUGAUCAUUAACGUCAACGUGCAAGCUUCUGUCAUUGUCUCCGCACUGAUCGCCACUCUGUACACGCUGGUGGGUGGUCUCUAUUCCGUGGCCUACACCGAUGUUGUUCAGCUUUUUUGCAUCUUCAUAGGCCUGUGGAUCAGCGUCCCUUUUGCCCUGUCACAUUCUGCAGUUACUGACAUUGGGUACACUGCUAUGCAUACCAAGUAUCAAAAGCCUUGGCUGGGGACCAUUGAAUCAUUUGAAGUCUACACUUGGCUUGAUAGUUUUCUGCUGUUGAUGCUGGGUGGAAUCCCAUGGCAAGCCUACUUCCAGAGGGUCCUCUCUUCAUCCUCAGCCACUUAUGCUCAGGUGCUGUCUUUCCUGGCAGCUUUUGGAUGCCUGGUGAUGGCUCUACCAGCCAUACUCAUUGGGGCCAUUGGAGCAUCAACAGACUGGAACCAGACUUCAUAUGGGCCUCUAGAUCCCAAAGACAACAAUGAAGCGGACAUGAUUUUACCAAUUGUUCUGAAGUACCUCUGCCCUGUGUACAUUUCUUUCUUUGGUCUUGGUGCAGUUUCUGCUGCUGUUAUGUCCUCAGCAGAUUCUUCCAUCUUGUCAGCAAGUUCCAUGUUUGCCCGGAACAUCUACCAGCUUUCAUUCAGACAAAAUGCAUCAGACAAGGAAAUCAUCUGGGUCAUGCGAAUCACGGUGUUUGUAUUUGGAGCGUCCGCCACAGCCAUGGCCUUACUCACGAAGACCGUGUACGGGCUCUGGUACCUCAGCUCAGACCUCGUUUACAUCAUCAUCUUCCCCCAGCUGCUCUGUGUGCUCUUCGUUAAGGGAACCAACACGUACGGGGCUGUGGCGGGUUACAUGUCUGGCCUUUUCUUGAGAAUCACCGGAGGGGAGCCAUAUCUGUACCUUCAGCCCUUGAUCUUUUACCCUGGCUACUACUCUGAUAAGAAUGGCAUAUACAAUCAGAGAUUCCCAUUUAAAACCCUCGCCAUGAUUACCUCGUUCUUAUCCAACAUUUGCAUUUCCUAUCUAGCCAAAUACCUAUUUGAAAGUGGAAGCUUGCCUCCCAAAUUAGAUGUGUUUGAUGCUGUUGUCGCAAGGCACAGUGAAGAAAACAUGGAUAAGACAAUUCUGGUCAAAAAUGAAAAUAUUAAAUUGGAUGAACUUGCCCCUGUGAAGCCCCGACAAAGCCUAACUCUCAGCUCCACGUUUACCAAUAAGGAGGCCUUCGUUGACAUCGACUCCAGCCCAGAGGGGUCUGGGACUGAAGAUAACGCGUAACAACCCCCAUCCAAAUUAAAUACUGCUUUCACAAACUGAGUACCACGGAAGGCUAGUCCGGGAGGGAUGGGUUGCAGCAUAUAAAAAAUAUACUUUAAAAGUGAACAGCAUUCAAGAGGACAAAAAUCCAUAUAGAAGUGCAAUUGCACAAAUGCAAGCCAAGCGAGAAGGAAGCAUCUGUAAAAGCAACAGCUUGCUUUCUCAUCAAUAUUUCUCAUCCUCACUUGAUUCUGACUCUAGUUAGUUUUCUUAAGUAUUCAAAAUUGAAUUAAGCCCCCCUCAAAGAACACAGGGCCAAACAGAGUAUUUAUCUUUAUUCUGAAAAAAAAAAAAAGUAUAUAAGAAAGAACCAAGGAAUCUAGGUGGACUUGAUCAAGACCCUGUCUGCUAAUGCACUAGUGGGUCUAGUUUAUUGUCACAGUGAAGUCAGGAGAGGAACUUGCCAUCACUCCAAUGAAUGGUGCAACAAAUUAACCACUGAUUGUCCUGAUGUGAUAAUUAAUUCCUUCUUUCACGUUCUUAACUAGAACAUUUGCUGAAUAUGCAAUUCGUUUCUCUUUUUGUAGUGGCAUGUAUUAUUCUGAGCACAGACAAAGCAAACACAUAAAAAAUAUUGUGUUGUGUCAUUUCUUUAGGUACAAGGUAAUAGAAAAGUAGAAUCCAUCUUUGUAGAAGAGCACUAUCUCCUUGGAGUGUGUCUAACAACUACCAUAUGCAUUGAGACAUGUACCUGGAGGAUGGAAGUCAUGAUAAUUCGGCAACCUGAAAGCAGUAAAUCAAGAAGGCCAUUAAGCAGAAAGUGACAGGAAGAAGAGUGGGUUUUUACCUUCAUCUGAAGCUUUUGUAGUUUUGCUUCAUGACAAAAGAAGUAAUGUCUUGGCUUCCUAUCUAACCUGGUACUGGCAGUAAAAUUGAGCCAUAUAGAAAGUGAGGUAGCAGCAUAGCACCAGUUAAAGUUAAUGAGAGAUAAACAGCACCUCCUGAUAACACUAAAAAAACAAAACUCACUUAAUUUUGGACAUUCAUUCAUGAGGAUGGUUUAGUGUCAAGAGAGUGACUCUGCGGCAAUUCUUGCAAAAGCCGGUCUUAGGUACUAGACAAAUCACCACUACGGAGAGUAGUGAAUUUUAAAAUGCAGAAGAAAGCAGAAAGUAAAAAUAAGUCCUAAGGGGGAAAAGCCAUCAAUUUUAACAUUUGGUGUCCACAUAACUUUCAUGAGGUUGGUCAUUAAAUAUUACUUUUCUCCUUU